AUGAGCAAUACCCCAGACGGUGGAAAUGCGGUAGCCGCGCCUACUGAACCCACCGCCUCAGCACCCAGCAACGAAGAAUCAAUCGCGCAAGGCAAGGAAAGGGCCAAAGAGAUCCUCGCCGCGUCCGGUAUCAACGUCACACGGAAGGAUAGUUCGGCCGAUGUCAACGGCCACGAUGACGGCCCCAACGUUAAUCGAAAGCGGAAGCGCGAAACACCAGUAGAUCGUAUCCAAGCGGCCGAAUAUGUCGACCGCGAGUACCACUACAAGGCCCUCUACGCAGAGCAGCUAGCCCACCCAUUGGUAGCUCAGGAGAAAAAGCAAGAGCUCGCGUUGUAUCAGAACCUUCGCCAAAGACGGGAUCUUGACCCUGGCUCCGUCUUUGGUUAUGGCUACGCAGGCUACGGCAAUCCCAGGACAGACGAAAAGAAUAUCCCCAACCCGGUAGUUUACCCGCGCCAAAGAAGACCUGGCAAGAAGAAAACCUUACCACCCCGGGUGUCGCGAAAAGACCUUAGCAUACAAGCGGAACAGAGCGAAGAGCUGGUGCCCAUCCGGCUUGACAUCGAUUGGGGCAAGAUCAAAUUGCGCGACACCUUCACCUGGAAUUUGCACGACAGAACGACAUCCGUCGACUAUUUUGCGGAGAAGCUGGUCGAGGAUUUCGGCCUCGAAAUCCAGAACUGCCGGCCACUGGUUCAACUGGUCGCAAAUCAUAUUCGCGAGCAGCUAGUCGACUAUUGUCCUCAGAUUUAUGCAGAUGACGAGCCAUGGGAGCCAUCCCUUCCAUAUUUUGCCUACAAAAACGACGAAAUGCGCAUAUUGGUCAAGCUCAACAUCACAAUCGGCCAAAACACCCUCAUCGAUCAGUUCGAGUGGGAAAUCAACAAUCCAUUUAACUCUCCCGAGGAGUUUGCACGGCAAAUGACGAGCGAUUUAUCACUGGCAGGAGAGUUCACCACGGCCAUUGCGCAUUCUAUACGUGAACAAUGUCAGCUGUUCUCCAAGUCAUUACAUAUCACGGGGCAUCCGUUCGAUGGCCGGAUGAUUGAGGAUCCGGAUUUGCGGGAAAACCUCUUGCAAUCACCUUUACCGACCACGUUCCGGCCUUACCAAGCCGCCAAGGACUAUACACCGUAUCUGUACGAACUCAAUGAAACAGACCUGGAGCGAACCGAGCUAUCUAUAUCUCGUGAUCAGAGGAGGCAGAAACGUUCGACGAAUCGCCGUGGGGGUCCGGCUCUACCAGAUCUCAAAGACCGCCAACGCACAAUUCGGUCGCUUGUUGUUUCAUCCGUCAUUCCUGGCGCUGCACUGAGCAUGGAGGAGAGUCGAAUAUUCAGAAUUACAAAGGCCAGCCGAAAGUCGGCACGCGGCCAGCGGGACGGGUUCGAAGAUUCCGACGAGUCGGAUAGUGAAGACUCGGCACCUGAUUCUCCAGCCAUCCCGACUCACUUGUUACAACAAGGCACUGCCCGUACUAGAGGGAUCAGGAACGCAGCCCUGACUGCGACUGCGGGUAUCAGAUCAAACUUGAGCGGCUUCGCAUCGGUCAGAUCUGCAACACCGGAAUCAAUUGCACCUUCGCAUCAUGACGGCCGAGCGUCUGCUAGGAAGAGAGACUACAAGGAAGAAAGCGACGAGGAGUCUGCUCCAGACAAAUUGAUUGUGAUAUUCAAAGUGGGGAAAGCCAAGCUUCGAGAGUGGACGCGUUCGCAAAGAGUCAAGGACAGGGCGGCUCAUGUCUCGAAUAUGUCAAAUCACGGCAGUCCACGACCUGGCAGCCACUCACGAUCUGUUUCGGCGGCUCCCUUGAAUCUCGCAGGCAUGCCGCCUCCGCCAUCGCCAGUUCCAGCGACCGUAGACAUUCCAGGGGCCGUGGAUGCAACGCCCAAUCCGAUUAACCCAGCCCCCCCACCACCUGACUGGCUCGUUCGGGAUCUCGAAAGAUUACGGAAAAUAUAUCCGAACGACCGAUUCGAGGCUCUCAUGAAACACACAGCGAUUGACCCGAAGACUCAGAAGCUGGUUGCCCCUAAUGAGACGAACCAAUCGUUUCCACACAAAUACGUCCCACGUAUCAGAUGCUCUGACUGUCUUGGCAAAGUCUACUUACCUGGCGAAGGUCUUAGUGCCACAAAUUUUGAGUCUCACCUCAAGAACCGCAACCACAGAGCGCAUGUGGACGACCGCCUGGCGAAUGAAGCAUGA
Cladophialophora psammophila CBS 110553 is the source of this 2211-nucleotide messenger RNA. RefSeq lists its product as uncharacterized. The transcript has 3 exons. Gene Ontology annotation, molecular function: transcription coregulator activity. NCBI's taxonomy places the organism in Eukaryota, Fungi, Ascomycota, Eurotiomycetes, Chaetothyriales, Herpotrichiellaceae. The coding region runs from base 1 to 2211 and encodes 736 amino acids. Gene Ontology annotation, cellular component: nuclear chromosome; SWI/SNF complex; nucleus. Gene Ontology annotation, biological process: chromatin remodeling; regulation of transcription by RNA polymerase II. The record is from RefSeq and is a predicted model, not a curated record.